Messenger RNA from Salarias fasciatus (jewelled blenny), 661 nucleotides. Its product is annotated as myosin-1. The transcript is spliced from 5 exons. The record is from RefSeq and is a predicted model, not a curated record. Gene Ontology annotation, molecular function: protein binding. NCBI's taxonomy places the organism in Eukaryota, Metazoa, Chordata, Actinopteri, Blenniiformes, Blenniidae. Bases 68 to 661 code for a protein of 197 amino acids.
UGUGUGUGUAUGAGGAUUAGUGGCUGCAGGUAUUUAAGCUCUGAGAGAGAGUGUUUGAGCAGACAACAUGCAGCAGAUCUACCGACGCAGCGAUGAGCACUUUGAGGUCUAUACGACCAUCUUCUCUCCACAAGUCUGCAGGUCGAGGGCGAGGACGAGACACCCGGGAACAGAUAAGGUGGUGGCAGUCAUCCAGUACCGGUCUCGCUGGUCUAAAGAGCUGGCGCUGAACCAGGGGGACGUCAUCCAGGUCCUGUUCAAGGAGGACGAGGCCUGGUGGUUCGGGCGGUCGGCGAACGGGGACGAAGGUUACUUUCCUGCUGCCUGUGUGGAGCCUCUGCAGGGCAGAGAAUCGUCCAGAGCCACGCCCACUUUGCAGAGGAGGGGGUCAGUACCGGUGGUGGUGCCAACACCAGCUGCUCCAUGUGGCUGUACAAGUGGCCGCAGCACCCCGAAGCUCCUGAGAAAAAACAGCAUUCGCAGACCUCUUGGGAUGGAUGGCUCCUCGGUGAUGAAAGGCUCGGGAGGGUCAGCCCUUCCUCACGCCUCCCCCAGUCUCCUCCAUCGAGUCCUGGCCAAGUCCAGGAGAAAGAGCUGCCCACACCUCCCCGCUCCAGCCCGAGGAGAGGGCAUGGACAACUCCGCCUUUCAGCCGGACUGA